UUACCAACCGGAAGUAGUGCAGACAAAACAUGAGAGUUGACCAUAUGCUCUCAGAGAUUUAUCACUUUUCAACAUAUAUUGAAAUUGAAGAACGAAAAAAAUAGGUUCAUAGAUAUUCCAAGUGAUUCUUUAACUGGAUUAAAUUGAAUGAAAUUAUGGAGCCUGACAGUACAGAGAGCUCAAAAUGUGAAGCAGUAAGUUCAGAAAAUGAAAUAGCAGUUCACCACUUUCCUAAUGUUCAAAGUUCACAAAUUUCCAGUUGUGAUGAUAACCCAGGACAGACAGUAGAAAGUAGUACUGAUAUUAACAGGACAAUUAACAUAACAUCCAGUCUGUGUGAUGAGACAAACAGCACGGAAGAGAUGUUACAGGAUGGAAAUGAAAGAUUAAAACAUUUACAUGUACAGAAUGUUGAACAACCAGAAGUAUUAUUGAUAUCGGAAGAUCAACCAGGUAGCUCUAAAGUAGAAGAAGAAAUAUUGAACUCUGUAGAAAACGCAGAUAAUUCUGAAAUAUCGGAAAGUGUUAAAUUAACUGACAAAGAACUAGAGCACGUUGAAGAAAGUGUUCUGAGAAAAUAUACUGGGCUAGAUAUUGAUCUUGCUUCAGAAAACCAGUUGCUCAAAGAAGAUGUUAUUAAAUGUAGAUGUGAGUUAGAAAAAUAUGGCAAAAGACUUGCAGCUAUGGAAAGAAAGUUGGAAAAGGCAAAUAAUUAUAAUGAGGAUCUUAGAACUCAAGUAGAUAAACUUAGUGCUGAACUUCAUGAAUAUCGAAGAGAAAAACACAAAGUGUAUACAAAUUCUGACACACAAACAUCAGCAGAAGAUCUAAUGGAAGUUGACGACACUCUUUAUGAUGUAAAUAUACCUGGCGCCAAACCAGAUGGUGACACAACUUUUGAUUGGAGUGCAGAGCCAGCAGCAGAUGCAGGACAGACACCUACAGAAGGUGACAGUUUGCUGACACAUGGGAUGUCUAUAGCCGACAGUUUAAAGGCCACAGCUGAAGCCGCCAUGAAUAUGACAGGAUUUGUGUAUGAUCAGCAAUCAGGAUUAUAUUAUGACUAUAGCACUGGUUACUAUUACAAUGCUGAAAAAGGUCUUUAUUAUGAUCCAAAGUCUGGGACUUAUUUCUACUUCAACAAAUCAACGGGCAAAUAUGAAUAUCACUCUAAAGUAGAUCUGUCUUACUACACCCCACAACAACAAUUAUAUCCUGAAAGACCACAUGGAUCAUAUCACCAUGGUUACUCAGAUAAACAUCCAGAUCGAUAUUCAGAUCGUUCUCCAGAACAUAGUAAAAGUUCAUCUGGGAAGAAAAAGAAGAAAAAAGAUUCUAAAAGGAGAGAUUCAGACGAUAAAGAGCCUAAAAGAAGGGAUUCUGAUGAAAAGGAACACAAAAAGAAAAAGAGGAAAAAAGACAAAAGCAGGGAUAAUUCUGAGGAUAGUGAUGAUGGAAAGAAAGAGAAAAAGAAAAGAAAAACAUCUACAGAAAAAAAAGAUACAAGUGAAAAAUCAGCAUCUGAGGGAGGUUUAAAACAUGAUAAUGUAGUACUGGGCGAAUUAAACUACAAAAAAUUGAAACAAGGUGACAAAAUGUUCAAUGAUGCAAUGAGGAAACCUAAAAUCUUAAAUGAAAAAAAUGCUGAUGUAAGUAUUUGUGAUGAUGUUCUCAAGGAAGACAAAAGUCGUCCAAAAAUUGGAUUAGUCCAGAAAGGUGGUAAAAAAAUAAAGCUAGUCUUGAAAAAAACAGUAGAGGAAAAAAAGGAUGAAAGUGACACAUCAAAAGAUAUCACUGACCCGGUUGAAAAAAAAGAACAGCAAACAGAUGACAACGAAAAAGAAAGUGACAAAGACAAAAAUAUGGGAAAGGAAGAUAGUGCACAGUUAGAGGAAAAAAAGGAUGAGUCAUCAUCAAAUGACAAAACUAGCAAUGAAAUACAAAACACUGUGGGCACUUCUGAUUCCCAAAAUAUAAGUCAAUACUUGGAUAAACAAAGUGAACUUUCAGGAAAGGGAAAUAAUUCUCAGGAAAUUGAAAAACAGAAUGAAAAUGAUUUAAUUCAAGAAAUUAAUGAUAAUGAGGAAGACCCUACAAACCCUUUUCUUAUUAGUGGCUUAACGACUGAUGAAGACAUGAUCAGUUACAAUAAAGUUAGUAUUGUGAAUAGUGCUGAAAUUCUUCGUAUAUGUUCAGAAUUAAACAAUGAAGACACUGAUGAUGAAAAUGAAUCUGAAAAAGACGAUGAUAAGGAAAAAUCUACUAACAAGGAGACACAACCUGAAACUGAAACAAAUCCAGACAAUAGUGUUUUCAAAGAAUCUGAAACAACAGGAACAAAAUCUGAUAAUGGCGACAAUGUGACCAAUGAAAUGCUUGGUUCAACAGAGACAGUUACAAAAUUACCGGGAGAAGAAGGCGAAUUAUAUAGUGAUGAUGACGAUAUUAUGAUUAUUGAGAAGGUUGAGGAGAAAAUAAUGAUUGAGUUAGAUAGUGACUCGGACGAUGAGAAGGAAAUUAGUGAAAAGAAAUCUGAUAAAGAUUCAUAUGAACUAGAGCCAGGGGAACUUGCAAAUGAAUCAUCUUUAUCUUCUUCUAUGUCAUCAUCCUCAUCUUCAUCCUCAUCAGAAAAUAAAGAGCUACCGCCUCAGCCAAUGUGGACGGAAAUUGUCCGACAGCCAGAACCUGCCUCUGAAGAAUCAUUAUUGAAGAAUGCUGCAUGUAUUAGAGCAAUGGUGACGGCCUCAGACUUACUAGAUGAGGGGAUGUUAUUUGUAGUAACAGUUCAAGGUGGUAUGAUUGGACGAGAGACUAGAAAUGAUCUUGUAAUACCUGUACCUGACAUCAAUGUCAGUAAGGUACAUGCAGAAAUAAGAUAUAAUGCUAAACAACAGUUUUAUGCAAUACAAGAUAAAGGUAGCCAGAAUGGUACUUAUGUCAAUGAAGUCAGAAUAUCAGAGGCCAAACAUGUUAGUAAGUGGGUCCAGUUAAAGCAUGGAGACACAUUACAACUGAGUUGUACAAGAUUUGAUUUACACAUACAUCCUGGAACAGAAACAUGUGAUAAAUGUGAACCAGGUGUGGUGGUUCAAAAGACACUUCCAGUAAUGACAUCAACAACAGAUAGUAAAGACAAGAAGAAGCAACACAGAGAACAACUCAAAAAUAUAAAGAAGAAAUAUGGAUUAACGAAUUCUUCAUACACAGACAACACUGCCGCCAUUAAUAAUCCUGCCUAUCAAGACAAAGCGUCAGAAAGGAGAAGGACAGUAGGAAGUGAUAAUCCUCAUAAACUUGAUGAUAAACCAGCCUCUGUUCAUAGGAGAAUUGAUGGAGACAACAAAGGCCACAAGAUGCUAAAAAAGUUGGGUUGGACAGAGGGUGAAAGUUUGGGUAAAGAUAAUGCAGGAAUUCAGGAUCCAAUCAAUGUUAACAUUCGUGUCGACAAGGCAGCUGGACUAGGUGCUUACGGCACGUCUAACUCAUUAUCCAUUGAAAAUAUUGGUAUUGUUAAUGCCAGAAGAAGAUUUGUGCAGACUCAAAUUAGAUUUUCACUUGGCACACAAGAAAAAAAUAAAGAUAAACAAUUUGACCCCUUAAUGUGGGUUCAAGGUGAAACACAAGACAAUUCUUUAAUAAAUGAAGAGAGUAAUAAAGAUGAAUAAAAUAGAAUUUACAUGUGUUUGUUUAUUGAUUUGUUCAUUGUAUACAUUUUUACUUAUCAUCAUUUUGUUAUAUUAAAGAUAAUCAUGA
This is a messenger RNA of Mytilus trossulus (common blue mussel), 3753 nucleotides long. RefSeq names its product angiogenic factor with G patch and FHA domains 1-like. Lineage: Eukaryota; Metazoa; Mollusca; Bivalvia; Mytilida; Mytilidae. Gene Ontology annotation, molecular function: nucleic acid binding; protein binding. The record is from RefSeq and is a predicted model, not a curated record. Bases 156 to 3665 code for a protein of 1169 amino acids. The transcript is spliced from 13 exons.